Uranotaenia lowii is the source of this 2247-nucleotide messenger RNA. RefSeq lists its product as uncharacterized. The transcript is spliced from 2 exons. Gene Ontology annotation, biological process: DNA integration. Lineage: Eukaryota; Metazoa; Arthropoda; Insecta; Diptera; Culicidae. The record is from RefSeq and is a predicted model, not a curated record. Gene Ontology annotation, molecular function: nucleic acid binding. Bases 1 to 2247 code for a protein of 748 amino acids.
AUGAGCGAAAUGUUGGCUGGUAUAAAGGGCGUUGUGGUGUAUAUCGACGACAUAGUCGUAAGCGGAAAAACUCUGGAGGAGCACGAUCGACGGUUAAAUCAGGUGCUGCAUGUUCUCAAAGAGAACAAUGCAAUGCUGAACCACAGCAAAUGCUUAUUCGGUGUUGAGGAGCUCGAAAUUUUAGGAUUCAAAAUAAACAGUACUGGCAUUAGUCCCGCUGAAGAUAAAAUUAAACCCAUUCAGAAUUUCAGGGCGCCUGAAACUAAGGACGAAGCAAGAAGCUUUUUGGGCUUGAUAAACUUUGUGGGCCAAUUCAUACCGCAUCUUUCAACUAGAACUGAAGCCAUAAGGAAAUUUAUUAGAGGAGAUGUAGAAAUAUUUGGACUCGAGCAACGUCAAGCAUUCAAUGAUUUGCGCAAUGAGCUAACCAAAACUGUUCAUCGAUUGGGCUAUUUCGACCCAAAGGAUACCACUGAGUUAUAUGUAGAUGCAUCCCCAGUGGGUCUUGGAGCGGUACUAGUCCAGAAAAAUGAACAGAAAGAGUCUCGCAUAAUAAGCUAUGCAUCCAAGGGUCUUACGAAAACGGAGAGGGUAUACCCUCAAACUCAAAGGGAAGCCCUUUCGGUAGUUUGGGCUGUUGAAAAAUUUUAUGCUUAUUUAUUUGGAAUGCACUUUACCAUCUUUACGGACCAUAAAACCCUUGAAUACAUCUAUGGCGGAAAACAUCGCGAAGGAAAACGUGCGUGUUCAAGGGCUGAAGCUUGGGCACUGAGGUUACAACCAUACGAUUUUUCUAUUAAAUACAUACCAGGUGCAGAUAAUAUUUCGGACUGUUUCUCAAGAUUAUGCCCUCAAUCGGAAAACUCUUUCGAUGAGAGUUCUGAACAUUAUGUUUGCGGAAUAGGAGAAGGGCCAUCUGCCAUUACUCUUGAAGACAUAAAAAAGGAAACUGAAAAUGAUCAAUUAAUGAAAAUUGUCAUGAAAGCUGUGGAGUCCGGUUCUUGGCCACCAGAGCUUUAUCAAUACGAAGCAUUCAGUAAGGAAUUAGGGAUAGCUAAUGGUAUUUUGGUGAGAGAAAACAGAAUAGUGCUGCCCACAAGUUUGCGACAGAAGGCUCUAGAUAUUGCUCAUCGUGGUCAUCCAGGUUCAGUAACAAUGAAAAGGAAUCUCAGAGAAAAUGUUUGGUGGCCAUGUAUGGAUAAAGAUGUUGCUCACCGAAUCCAAGAAUGUGCCGGGUGUGCAGCUGUUAGUUCGCAGCAUCCUCCAGAGCCGAUGACGCGCAAAGAAAUGCCAGAUCGAUCUUGGCAAGAAUUGGCCAUGGAUUUUUUCUCAGCAAAAGAAUGCGCGACCUUUUUGGUUGUUGUAGAUUAUUACAGUAGGUUUCUGACCGUCAUUGAAAUGAAGUCGACAAAUGCAUCCCAUACUAUUGAAGCGUUAGAAAAUAUCUUCAAAAUUCACACUUAUCCCGAAACAAUACGUGCCGAUAAUGGACCUCCUUUCUCAAGUGAAGAAUUUAAGUCAUAUUGUACCAGCAAAAAUGUAAGAUUAAUUAACACCAUUCCAUACUGGCCUCAAAUGAAUGGUCUGGUCGAGCGACAAAACCAGGGUAUUCUACGAGCACUAAAAAUAGCCAAGGUUAUGAAGCAGGAUUGGCGAAAAGCUGUUCAGGAGUAUGUAUAUGCGUAUAACACUAGGCCUCAUUCAGUGACCGGAAAGACUCCAGUGGAACUUUUGACGGGAAGACCAGCGAAAGAUCUGUUACCUUCUUUGAGAACCGAACCAUAUUGGAGUCGCGAUGAAGAGGUGCGAGAUAAUGAUGCCAUUAAAAAAAUGCAAGGCAAAAUCUAUGCAGAUGAACGUCGACACGCCAAGAAAUCUAACAUAAAAGUGGGUGAUACGGUGAUGAUGAGGAAUUAUGACUUACGCAAAUUGUGUCCUGGUUUCCAGUCGGCAAAGUACAGAGUUGUUCGUAGAAAAGGCGUCGACGUGCAUGUGGCCAGCGAAGAUGGUGUUAUUUACAGGCGCCCGGUAAGUCAUCUGAAGCUGUGGCCAACCUCACACAAGGGGAUGUCAUCUGAUGCGGAACAAGAAUCUCAUAAAUUGCCAUCGAAUUGUCACGAUUCUGAGCAGCUUGAAUCCAAACCAGGACCGAAGGCUACCAAAAGGAAGAUUGUGACCGAUCCGAAAGCAGCUUUACAAGAAAGACCAAAACGGACCUCAAAAAAACCUGCUCGACUGGUAGAAUGA